Molecule: messenger RNA, 2213 nt
Organism: Gossypium raimondii (Peruvian cotton)
Lineage: Eukaryota; Viridiplantae; Streptophyta; Magnoliopsida; Malvales; Malvaceae
Product: nuclear transcription factor Y subunit A-3
Exons: 6
Coding region: 1049-2029 (326 amino acids)
Biological process (GO): regulation of transcription by RNA polymerase II
Cellular component (GO): CCAAT-binding factor complex
Molecular function (GO): RNA polymerase II cis-regulatory region sequence-specific DNA binding; DNA-binding transcription factor activity, RNA polymerase II-specific
Source: RefSeq, a predicted model, not a curated record
AACCAAAAUAAUAAUAUGGAAAAACAAAAAUACUGAGUUUUUUCUUUUCUUUUUGAAGCAGAACCACGACAGUUAUGAUGAGGAUGGUUGUGAAGACUGAAGAGGUCAUGGUGGUGAGCCACUGAGGCUGAGCUGAAAAGACAAAAAAAAUUAUCAAAAAGAGGAUAUGUAUUAGUAAUCAAUAUUAUCCAAACACAAAUUAAUUUCCUUAAAAAGGGUCUCAAUGAAAAGGGUCGGGGUUCUUCUGAGAAACCCAGAAAGAGAGAGAGAGAGAGAGGUUUUUAUAUUUUGCUAUACAUGCACAAAUCCAACCUCAAAUGUUAGAAGAACAAUCCCCAUUUGUUUCAUCAAAUUCCAGAGGUCAUAACAUAGAGGAAAUGCUUAUGGUUUGAAAGUUGCUGCAUUUUGAUAAGAGAAAAGGAAUGGCUUCUUCAAUCGGUUUUAUUAUAAUUUUUCCUAUAUAGUUUCUGUUCAGAAUGAGGCAUGUUACCACCUCAAUAUGGAGUUUCAUUGACCAUUUGUAGGCUAAUUAAUAUAUGAAUUCAAUGGCAAGAGUAAAAUGUAACUUCAGAAUUCAGAUGAUGAACUGCAAUAGUGUGUAUAUGGAUUUCAUGACAGUUCUGCUAUCUAUUUAUAUGAUAGUUCAAUCAUUGAAAAUAAGUUUCUCUUGUAUAUUUUUUAGAUUGCUCAGUGAACCUGUAUGAAGAGACUCAUAUUCAACUUCACCAGUGUACCAUCAAGUUGUUUCUAUAUUUGUUCCUUCUUAUAAGUAGGAGUCUAAAAAUCAGUUUAACAAAUUUUCUGAUGCCUGGUCCAAGAAGCAUUUGCGGUUAUUUGUUUUUAUCUUUUCUGAUUUAAAUAUCUAGAACUGAGAGUGUGUGGCUCGUUGCUAGGUCAUUGAUGCAUGAGCUUGCUAAAACAUAGUCAUGAAGGCUUCCUUUUAACAUUUAAAGAUCCUCCAUACUUGUUUUAUUAAGUCGAAAAAUUGACAGUAGUUUAGCGCAAUGCAAACUUGCAUAAAAAGGAUUCUGUCGUGAAUGCUUAUUCGAUGUGCACGUAUGUUGUCGGCUGCUCAUCUUUGGGCAACUCAACUGAAUCUCAGGUCCAGCAAUCUUCCAUAUCUGAAAGCUUAACCCUGAAGAUGGGUGUUCUGCCUCAACACUUUCAUAACAACGAGCAACUAAGUUUCCAAUUUCAGGACCAGGACUCAUCAUCAACUCAAUCAACUGGUCAAUCUUACCCUGAAGUGGCAAGUGCCAAAGACCGCAAUCUCUAUGGGCAAACUUUAACUUCGGCAUCAUCAGGAGGUAACGGAACUCAUGGGAAGCUUGUAGGAAAUCAUGCUAAAUUAGCCUAUGUAACGGGAACUCAGGACCAUGUCUUUCCUCCUUCACAAGGUUAUAGAAAACCAAUCGUUCACAUUCCACACCAUUAUGCCAACCCAUACCUUGGCAGUGUAGCGGCUACUGCUUAUGGAUCACAAGCUAUGCAGAUUCAUCAUGCUCAUAUGAUGGCUAUGCUUCCUGCUCGAGUUCCGCUGCCACUGGAUCUUAAAGAAGGUGAACCGAUUUAUGUUAAUGCAAAGCAGUAUCAUGCUAUUCUCCGGCGAAGACAAUAUCGUGCAAAGCUCGAGGCACAGAACAAACUCAUAAAAGUUCGAAAGCCGUAUAUGCAUGAGUCUCGACAUCUUCAUGCGAUAAAACGAGCUAGAGGAAGUGGUGGGCAAUUUCUCAACACAAAGAAACUCCAAUCCAAAAGCACUCCGACAAGCCACGGACCGGACAUGUCCAGGUCUCCUCAGCUGCAUUUGUCUGCAAACAUCUCUGUAACAGAUGUUCAUCAGCCAGAAAAUUUCAAAGAUUCUGGUUCAGCUAACUCUUGCUCUGAUGUCACAAGUGCCUCCAACAGUGAUGAAAUAUUUCAGCAGCCAGAUUUCAGGUUCUAUGGCUAUCCUUCCUGUCAUACUGGUGAAGCCAUGCCGGGUCAUGCUGGUCAUAUCCUGCUCUCUUCCAAUAGUCGAGCGAACUGAUUCUUGUCCACGCAGUCUGUAUUCGAUGAUGCAGCGAUGAAAAUACGGCUGCUCUGUUCCUCUGGGAAGUCAUCCUUGGCUCUGUUUAAUUAUAUUUGGACUGUCAUCACAGAUUGUUACAAAACCACCAACAAUAUUGGUCAAAAUUAUUAACUGCAUGCCUUGCCGUACAUUUGAGCUUGAA